Messenger RNA from Anopheles gambiae (African malaria mosquito), 6909 nucleotides. Its product is annotated as ATP-binding cassette sub-family C member 4. Gene Ontology annotation, biological process: transmembrane transport. Gene Ontology annotation, molecular function: ABC-type transporter activity; ATP binding; ATP hydrolysis activity. Gene Ontology annotation, cellular component: membrane. The transcript has 7 exons. The record is from RefSeq and is a predicted model, not a curated record. Lineage: Eukaryota; Metazoa; Arthropoda; Insecta; Diptera; Culicidae. The coding region runs from base 2277 to 6392 and encodes 1371 amino acids.
UAAUUUUUUAUUGUUUGCAUUGUUAUUAACUGGCGUGAUGGGUGACGACAAAGGGUGACUUUCAGUUUGCGGCCGCCGAUGGUUCUACUAUUUUUAACCCACCCGGUUUCACCAGUUGAAGCAGGGAUAAAGAGAGAGAGGGCGACAGAAAAGGCAAAAACAACGAAACACACAUCCCUUCAUGCUUCCGAUGCUUGAGCAAGCGAUACCACGGAAGAGGCGCUGGUACGGAAUGAUAGUUUUCCCAUGCCCUUCACCGGAUUUUGCUUAUCGGACCUUGUAAAAUGCUGGCGAUUGGGUUUGCCGAGAAAACGUUGUUCCGCCUGAACACCACGCUCUUUUUUUUGCUAGCCUACAUGAACACUUAUCAGCGUCUGUGAGCACUCUGGUUCCAUCUCUGUCCCGGUCCCGGCAAGAGACAAGUGAUGCUGUAUUAUUUGAUCAUUUGCUUAUCGCGUCACGAUGGUAUUAAAUUUCCCGACACGUUUUUUUGCUUUGCUCGUACUAAUGUGCUGCGAGGGAAAAAAUAGACACUCACACAUAAUAAUCAUCCCCUUUUCGGUCAGCAUGCGGUAGAAACGUAGGCGCGAGAGCCUUCUAACGAGAUAAGCAGGUACGGUGGUACGGUGGAGCCUGAUGAACUGUAACGUGCAGUAGUUACACGGGAAGGGGAGGAUAAAUUACAACCUACCGAUGCAUACAAACCCCUGCACACGCAACACGUUUGUGCAACGUCAUGUUUUGGCCGGAGCACAGGAAGAAUGGGUCUCGGGAAGUGAUCAAAUAUUUGCGUCAUGUGUACCGUGUUGAGCCUGCUUGUUGACACAGUGAUAGGGGCCCGAUAGUGAUAGCCCGGUCACAGAGGAAAGUCACAGUGUGCCGCUCCAGCAGUGUGUGUCCAUCGGCAGUAGGCGAGAGAGAGCUAUCUGUGGAAAGAGUAAUUACAUCAAAUGGAUGUAUUUGAUUCAUUGGCAGUGUCGCUUUUUCUUUUUAUUUGAAAUGUUCUGUGUACUUUUACAUCUUAUCAGCGCGGGGAAACCUUUGACGCGAGCAAAACACCGGAACCGUUGAAGGACAGUUUUGGGACGCUCUUUACAGUACUGUGUGUGUGUGUGUGUUUUUUGCAACAAAAACACUUCCCACCUUUAUUUUUGCACUGUUUCACUGUACAAGAUUGAAUAUUCAAGUGCAAACAAUGUAAUUGCCAUUCAUACGCGUGCCGAGGGUGCUUAUCUCGCAAUAUGCAACGCAAUGUCCUUCGGCCGUGGAUAAGCUCACGCUCACGUGGAGAGCGCAGUGAGGCGACCAGUACGGCGUACAAUCAAGCGACGGGCAGCAAAGUAGGCAGAGCGAAAAUGACACAGCACGGUGAUUUAAACAGACGGUUAAAAGAUGACGUUUGAUAAUGAUCCAGCAGUUUGCCCCGCGGGCCGACCGUAUGCAGCGCCGGGUGACGUGGUUUUUAAUGGCCCUUUCCUCAUAUGCAAAGACAACCGGAGGUGUUUACGCGCCAAACCGGAAAAGGAAUGUGCUGGCUUCUUCCAAAACCUCCGCCAUCAAUAUCUUAAACGGAACAUACACACUUAAACAGCAUUGUUUACGAGGCAGCUAAGAAGCACCUUCGAUAAGGCAGACGGGAGCUCCCAGCCGACGCAAGACGAGGCGCGUACGCCGUUGUUUUUAGUUUGAAAUGAUUUAAACAUCACACGCCACGCUACCACCUGGCUCAAUUGCAUUCCGGUAUUGGGAGCGUUCGGUGAGGCUGCUGCCCUUGAGAUAGUGCCACCGUCCUGUCACCCGAUAUGGAUGGUAUCAGCAUUUUCCCGCGAUAAUGUUGCUAUCAACUCUGUUGAUGGGGCGCCCCAUGUCGUGUGACUUAUUUUUAGGAUCCCCAGUGAUAGGGCUUUAUAUUUAAUACACAUUUUGAUUUUUACGAUUGCAGCACCAAAGUACGGCGCUCUCCAAGCAGCAAGGCGCCGCCCGGGUAUCAGUGCCGCAGUGAUCAUUGCUGGGUGUAGUAUUUUAUUACCAUCGUUGUGUGUCUCGUACGUGAGUGUGUGUGAGCUUAAUUUUAGUGUGACUGCUCUUACCGGUUAAUGUGUGUGCCAAACGAUCGUAGUCAGUGUACCGUGCCCGACCGUGCUAUGAAGCUGUUUGGAAAACGUUCAAUUACGCGGAAAAAUUCUUAACGUUUGUGCAAACCAACAAAAAAGAGAAGAAGAAGAAGAAGAAGAAAAUAGUACAAGUGAAAGUGUGAAAAGCCCGCCAAUACCAGGAUGGAAGCGAUCACAAGAAAGCUGCCCCCGAACCCGCGACAAAAUGCUAGCAUCCUGUCCGCGCUGACCUUCUGGUGGACGAUCGAUCUGUUCCGGAAAGGGUACAGCAAGGUGCUGGAGCUGCAGGAUCUGUUUCGCCCGCUAGAUGUCGAUCGGUCCGACGUGCUCGGCGAUCGGUUGGAAAAAAAAUGGUUCGAACAGCAGGCCGGCCCUGGCCGACCGUCGCUGGUGAAAGCGAUUUUCAAGACGUUCUGGCGCGAGUACGGUGUGCUCGGGUUCAUCACCAUCAUCAACGAUAUCGUGAUCCGGCUGGCACAACCCAUCUUUCUCGGCUGGCUGCUGAUGUACUUCCGGAAGGACACGGAGGUAACGCGCGAAAGCGCAUUCCUGUACGCCGGUGCGAUCGUGCUGCUGAACGCGCUGAGCGUGAUCACGAUCAAUCAGUACGUGCUGGGCAGCUUCCAGAACGGUAUGAAGGUGCGGAUUGCGGUGUGCAGCGUGAUCUACCGCAAAGCGCUCCGGCUGUCCCGCACGGCCCUGGGCGAUACGGCGCCGGGGAAGGUGGUGAACCUGCUGUCGAACGACGUGAACCGGUUCGACAUUGUGUCCGUCUUUCUGCACUCGAUGUGGUCGGCACCGCUGCUCGCCAUCAUCAUCGGGGUGCUGCUGUACCUCGAGAUCGGCGUCGCCGGGCUGAUCGGCAUGAUCGUGAUCUUCAUCGUGACGCCGAUCCAAUCGUACACGGGCAAGCUGACGAGCCGGUUCCGGCUGCAGACGGCGCUCCGGACGGACGAGCGCAUCCGGCUGAUGGACGAAAUCAUCUCCGGCAUCCAGGUGAUCAAGAUGUACGCCUGGGAGCGACCGUUCGCGAAGCUGAUCCGGCACGCGCGCCAGAUGGAGCUGAAGAUCGUGCGCAAAAGUGCGUACGUGCGCGGCCUGUACAUGACGUUUCUGCUGUUCACCACCCGGACCGCGCUGUUCUGCACGAUGAUGGCGAUGGCGCUGCUCGGGGACGAGCUGACGGCGGCCCGCGUCUUCGUGGUCGCGACGUACUUCCACAUCCUGGCGAACACGAUGUCGGCGAUGUUCGUGCGCGGCAUUGCGGAGAUUGCGGAGGCGAUGGUGGCGAUGCGCCGGCUGGAGCGCUUCCUCGAGUUUGAGGAGCGCGAAACGGAGGCGCUGCCGGACGGCAAGUCCCGCCUGCUGGCCGAGUUCGGGCUGAACGGCGACGCGACCGAGAAGCAGCGGCUGAUCGAAUCGGAAACGCAGCUCCCGCCCACGAUUGCCGUCUCGCUGAAGGGUGUUACCGCGCGGUGGGGUGCCGUCCGCCGGCAGGAAGACUUUCCGCGCAAGGCGGGUGCCAAGCAAGCGAACGGCAAGCUACAGCAGGACGGGCAGGGAGCGCCGGACGAACUGCCACCGGUAACGCUGUCCAACCUGAACAUUGACUUCCGCAAGGGACUGCUGAUCGGUGUGAUCGGGCCGGUCGGUUCGGGAAAAUCGUCCCUGCUGCAGGCGAUCCUGCGCGAGCUGCCGCUGGAGUCGGGCAGCGUGGUAGCGCAGGGCCGGUUCGCGUACGUCAGCCAGGAGCCGUGGGUGUUUUCCGGCACGGUGCGGCAGAACAUUCUGUUCGGCCAGCCGAUGGAGAAGGAGCGUUACGAGGCGGUCGUGCGGGCCUGUGCGCUGGUGACGGACUUUGAGCAGCUGCCCGACGGCGACCGGACGAUGAUUGGCGAGCGGGGGGCGGCCCUGUCUGGUGGGCAAAAGGCACGCAUCAGCUUGGCCCGGGCGGUGUACCGGCGGGCGGACGUGUACCUGCUGGACGAUCCGCUCAGCGCGGUGGACGCGCACGUCGGGCGCCAUCUGUUCGAUCUGUGUCUGGGGCCGCAGGGACGGCUCGGGACGCUGCGGGCGACGCGCAUCCUCGUCACGCACCAGGUGCACUUCCUCAAGGAGGCGGACUGGGUGGUGGUGCUGAACGAGGGCCGGGUGCAGGCGCAGGGCACGCCGCACGAUCUGGUGCAGAGUGGGAUCGACUUUGUGGAGCUGGUCGAACGGAAGGAGGUUGAGGGCAGCGAGCUGGAGGGUGGUGGUGGUGGUGAUGGGGAUGGUUCGGUUGGAGGGGGCGAUCGGCGAAGCCGGCGGGAUUCGCGUGCUUCCGCCCGUUCGGGUGGUUCGUCCGUGCAUGCCGAUGUAAGCGAUGAGGAGGAGCGUGACCUGGCGGCCGACGCACCGGUCCAGAGCAACAUGGAGGGGACGUCCCGGGGGAAGGUGCAGGGUUCGCUGCUGCUGAGCUAUCUGGGCAGCGGGGCAAACGGGCUGAUAAUGUGCGGACUGUUGGCACUGUUUCUAGCGACGCAGCUCGCGGCGAGUGGAGCCGACUAUUGGGUUGCCUUCUGGACUUCACAGGAAGAGCAGCGACUGUUCCGAGCGGCACACAACUUGUCCGCCGGCCCGGAAGCGGCCACCGACGAGCUGCCGCCACUGCUCAGCACGGAAACCUGCAUGGCCAUCCAUGGUGCGCUGGUGGGCAGCAUCUUUCUCAUCGCCAUCACCAGAUCGAUCAGCUUCUAUCAGACCUCCGUGCGGGCGUCGCAAAACCUGCACGAUGCCAUGUUUGCCGGCUGCGUGUCCACCACGAUGCGCUUCUACGACACGAACCCGUCCGGUCGCAUCCUGAACCGCUUCUCCAAGGACAUGGGCUCGGUGGACGAGCUGCUGCCGAAAGCGAUGCUCGACGCGUCGCAAAUCAUUCUCAGCCUGUGCGGUACGCUGGUCGUGACGGUGCUCGUCAACCCACUGUUUCUCGUACCGCUAGCCCUGCUCGGCGUCGUGUUCUGGUUCGUGCGCCGGAUCUAUCUGAAAACGUCGAAAAACAUCAAGCGGCUGGAGGGCAUUACGCGCUCGCCCGUCUUCUCGCACCUGUCGGCGUCGCUGGCCGGGCUGCCGACGAUACGGGCGUUCGGUGCGCAGGGCGAGCUGAUCCGCGAGUUCGACGCCCAUCAGGACAUACACACGGCCUCGUUCUACAUGUUCAUCACCGCCAGCACGGCGUUCGGCUUUGCGCUCGAUCUGCUCUGUCUGAUCUUUGUGUUUAUCGUGGUGUUUAGCUUCCUGCUGGUCGAGCAGGACACGUUCGGCGAUCGGGUGGGGCUGGCGAUCACGCAAGCGAUGGCGCUGACCGGCAUGAUGCAGUGGGGCAUCCGGCAGAGUGCCGAGGUCGCUAACUUUAUGAUGUCGGUCGAGCGGCUGCUGGAGUACCGGGAUCUAGCACCCGAGCGGCAGCCGGAGCGACCGCGCGCACUGAACGCGGGCUGGCCCGCGGAGGGUCGGAUCGAGUUCCGCAGCGUCACGUACCGGUACUUCGAGGGAGCGCAGGCCGUACUGCGCGAUCUGUCGUUUGAGAUACGGCCGCGCGAAAAGGUCGGCAUCGUGGGGCGCACCGGGGCGGGUAAAUCGUCCCUGAUUGGGGCGCUGUUCCGGCUGGCACAGGUCGAGGGCGAGAUACGGCUGGACGGGAUCGAUACGGCGGACAUCACGCUCGAGCAGCUCCGCUCGAAGGUGUCGAUCAUACCGCAGGAUCCGGUCCUGUUUUCGGGCACGCUGCGCCGCAAUCUCGACCCGUUCGAGGACUACCCGGACGCGGAGCUGUGGGGUGCGCUGGAGCAGGUGGAGCUGAAGGAGCUGGCCAACACGCCGGCCGGGCUGCAGAUGGCGGUGGCGGCCGGUGGUUCCAACUUUAGCGUCGGCCAGCGGCAGCUGAUCUGUCUCGCGCGUGCCAUCCUGCGCAACAACCGCAUCCUGGUGCUGGACGAAGCGACCGCCAAUGUUGAUCCAAACACGGAUCGGUUAAUACAGGAAACGAUACGGCACAAGUUUGCCGACUGUACCGUGCUGACGAUCGCCCACCGGCUCAACACGAUCAUGGACUCGGACCGGGUGCUAGUGAUGGAUGCGGGCCAGGCCGUCGAGCUCGGUACGCCGCACGAGCUGCUGCAGCUGCCGAUCAGCAUCUUCCGCGACAUGGUGCUCGCGACCGGGCCGGCCGAAUCGGAACGGCUGCAGCAGAUCGCACUGCACAAGCACGAACAGCAACCGCUGGCGGCGUCUGACUAAUUCUGUGCAUUCUGUGUGUAUAGGAAUAGGAGUUAAAAAGUGUCCUUAUUAGUGGGUGAAGCGCGUGCGUGUGCUACGUGAAUCUCUCGUGCGUACGAUGCGUGUACGCGGGCGGACGUUUGAGCGCGUAAGGAUACACCAACUGCCGACUGCUGUCACUACCACCACCCUUCGUUACAACCAGUGCGUGUGUGUGCGUGUGUCCAGUGUGUGAUAGGUGUCGUUUAGCGUACCGGAAAUGUCGAAAAUGGCGAGUACAAUUAUCGAAUGUAGUGGCGCAGGAAGGAAGGACGCGUGCCAAAAGGCGGCUACAUUUGCUUCCGGUUGUUUUUUUAACCAAGCCCCGUACAAUGUUACCCAUAUUAUUAGGUAGACGAAAGUGUAGGAUACAAAAGCCGAACAAACGUAGUUAUAUGCCUUACGAGUUAUGUAUUAGAUAUGCAUACCGUUGUUUUAAUUGUAUAACUCUACCGUAGCGUGGUAAUAGGAACGAUAAAACAGUUGAAAAAUGUUACAA